Messenger RNA from Theileria orientalis strain Shintoku, 444 nucleotides. RefSeq lists its product as uncharacterized. Bases 1 to 444 code for a protein of 147 amino acids. Lineage: Eukaryota; Apicomplexa; Aconoidasida; Piroplasmida; Theileriidae. The transcript has a single exon. The record is from RefSeq and is a predicted model, not a curated record.
AUGUCGGAAGAUAAUACAGAUUCCUGCUACGAAUUGGCCGGUUCUGAAGAUGGAGAAUUCGCCUACAGUCUAUUUGACGAUUUCAAGUCCACUGACGCCUUUGAAGUUUACGAUUAUAUGGAACAGAAAUACGGCUUCAAAUAUAAUCUACUUGGUACUUCGACCUUACACAGAGUUGCACUACUGAAAUACCUGCAGGAGAAAAAAGAUGCAAACAAGGAUGUUCUAGAGGCCUACAAUACACUAAAAAACAAUAAAAACCUGGUUUUAGAUAAUUUUGAAAAUUAUGUUAAGCCCCCGUUUAAAAACGAAAAGUUGAUUUGGGGAUUUAUGGAAAGUAGUGAUAGUGAGGCUGAAGGAUCAGUGCUAUCAAAUUACGUCCCAAACUAUCCGAAAAAGGAAGAAUUAGAUCGCAAAAAUGAUAAGAACGGCGAAGAUACGUAA